AUGGAUGGGGAAAACCGUAUCAUACUCAACGUAGGUGGUAUCAGGUAUGAGACGUACAAGGCGACGCUGAAGAAGAUCCCGGCCACCCGACUAUCGCGACUAACGGAGGCACUAGCGAACUACGAUCCCGUCCUGAACGAGUACUUCUUCGACCGCCAUCCGGGGGUAUUUGCGCAAGUCCUCAACUACUAUAGAACCGGCAAGCUGCACUAUCCGACCGAUGUCUGCGGACCACUGUUUGAGGAGGAGUUGGAGUUUUGGGGUCUCGAUUCGAAUCAGGUUGAACCGUGCUGUUGGUCUACGUACAGUGUGCAUCGUGAUACACAGAGCACACUCGCGAUACUGGACAAAUUGGAGCUAGACGAUGAGCAACCGUCCGAGGAGGCGAUUGCGCGGCUGUUCGGGUUCGAGGAGGCACUGCUAAACGGUGAGCUAACCUGCUGGCAGCGGACGAAACCGAAAAUCUGGGCCCUGUUUGAUGAACCAUCGAGCUCCACCGGUGCUAAGAUUGUAGCUGGAAUAUCGGUGUUCUUCAUCUGCAUCUCUGUGAUAUCCUUCUGCCUCAAGACGCACCCCGGUCUACGGGUGGAAAUUCCGGCCAUCCUGAACAUCACGAACAACGGCAGCCUUGGCGCACUGCCGGAUGCCGUGCCAUCCACGCUGGACGAUCUCCUAGACCACGGACAGUUGGACGAGCUGCUGCUGAACUACGGUUCACCCACGAUCACCACCACUACCACCAGUGCCACCACCGAAACCAGCCAGUCCGCAUCACCGACACGGCCGGAAACGACCACCCAGCGAACCGGUCGCAUCGUCUCGAGCGCCUACCGGAUGAACUCGGGCAAGGGUGCCAGCAUCGUGGAAAACUGGCAGGAAACGUACGGUCAGCCACACGAAGCAUUCUUCUACGUCGAGCUCGUCUGCAACGUGUGGUUCAUCAUCGAGCUGACCGUUCGAUUGGUGGUGACCCCGAACAUUUUCGAGUUUAUCAAAUCGCCCGUCAACAUCAUCGACCUGGCGGCAACCCUUAGCUUCUACACCGACGUCUGCCAGCGGAUGGGCGAACAGACGGGACUGCUGGAAGCGUUCUCGAUCGUGCGUAUCCUGCGGCUGUUCAAGCUGACGCGCCACUCGCCCGGUCUGCGCAUCCUGAUCCACACGUUCAAGGCAUCCGCCCGGGAGCUGACGUUGCUCGUGUUCUUCCUGGUGCUCGGUAUUGUUGUGUUUGCCAGCUUGGUGUACUACGCGGAAAAGCUGCAGGACAACCCGGACAACCAGUUCAAAAGCAUUCCGCUGGGGUUAUGGUGGGCGAUCGUUACGAUGACCACCGUCGGCUACGGUGAUAUGGCGCCGAAAACCUACGUCGGGAUGUUUGUCGGUGCACUCUGUGCCCUGGCCGGUGUGUUGACGAUCGCCCUACCGGUACCGGUGAUUGUCAGUAAUUUCUCCAUGUUCUACUCGCACACACAGGCUCGUUCAAAACUGCCGAAAAAGCGUCGCCGUGUGCUGCCGGUGGAACAACCGCGAAGGAAGCGCGACAUGGGUGCGGCCAACCGGCGGGUAAACGCGCUAAAACACCAACACACGCAACCGACACAUCCCGCCAUCUUUAAGGACGCUUUCGGUGGGGCGAAAAUCGGUCACGUGAAUGGCGUCAAUGUGAUAGGACUCACCCUCCAAGGACCAUCCGUACCGGGGCUGGCGGUCCUAAAACCACCCGUCGCACUACAGCAAGGUGAUUUCAUCAACGUGCCACAGCUGAGUUCCUUGCAGCCCCGUCAGCCGACGACCGGAAAUGUGGAUUUAUUGCUACCAUUACAGCCAAAAUUGCUCGUUCCGCUGGCAGUAGAGCGGCGAGAAUCCAAACCGGAAGAAAUGAUCCCACUGGAACCGAAAGUCACCCUGCAAAGCGAUCCGAACGGUAUGUCCGGCAACAAUACGCCGGGGGAUGAAUCUUGA
Messenger RNA from Anopheles marshallii, 1962 nucleotides. Its product is annotated as potassium voltage-gated channel protein Shaw-like. Lineage: Eukaryota; Metazoa; Arthropoda; Insecta; Diptera; Culicidae. Gene Ontology annotation, biological process: potassium ion transmembrane transport; protein homooligomerization. Gene Ontology annotation, cellular component: neuronal cell body membrane; dendrite membrane; axon. The transcript has 11 exons. Bases 1 to 1962 code for a protein of 653 amino acids. Gene Ontology annotation, molecular function: protein binding; delayed rectifier potassium channel activity. The record is from RefSeq and is a predicted model, not a curated record.